Caenorhabditis briggsae is the source of this 309-nucleotide messenger RNA. The record is from RefSeq and is a predicted model, not a curated record. The transcript has 2 exons. Bases 1 to 309 code for a protein of 102 amino acids. Lineage: Eukaryota; Metazoa; Nematoda; Chromadorea; Rhabditida; Rhabditidae.
AUGUCCCGAAGCUGUUUACUUCUGUUGGCAAUCAUGGUUUCGGUCUUGGUAGAAGCUCAAGGUAACUGGCUGAUGCAACGAAAUCUUCAACAAUAUCAAAAUAUGGGGACAAUUAACGACGAACAAAUUCGCAACAUCAAAAAAACCUUCCUCCCACCUCGUUACCAAAACCUUUGGGGUCGAGGUGAAUCGAGCAAAGUAGUUGGACACUCUGCAUUGGCUCCACAGAACAUGGAUGAUUAUAAAAUGAGAACUCAGCAGAGGCAAGUGUUCUCCUGGCAACCAAGUAACACUUUCAACGAAUGGUGA